Messenger RNA from Phialemonium atrogriseum, 1757 nucleotides. RefSeq names its product general substrate transporter. Gene Ontology annotation, molecular function: carbohydrate:proton symporter activity. Gene Ontology annotation, biological process: carbohydrate transport; transmembrane transport. Gene Ontology annotation, cellular component: membrane. NCBI's taxonomy places the organism in Eukaryota, Fungi, Ascomycota, Sordariomycetes, Cephalothecales, Cephalothecaceae. Bases 149 to 1732 code for a protein of 527 amino acids. The transcript is spliced from 4 exons. The record is from RefSeq and is a predicted model, not a curated record.
UGGAGAUAUAACACGGGGCGGCUUCGUCCUUGGUCUAUUCUGGCGCUCCGGACGUUGGCAACAUCUCGGUGGAAGCCAUCGAGAGGCACAGGCAUAGGCACAGGCACAGUCAACACCUUCGACACAAAUCUCUGCCAAACUAAACACAAUGCGAGCCUCACGCCAGAACAUAGACCUGGGCGUGCCGGCCCCGCCAGAGGUCUACAACUACCGCGUCUAUGCCCUUGCCUUGAUCAGCAGCAUGGGCGCGGUCAUGUUCGGGUACGAUCUCGGUUUCAUCGGGACCGCGCUCGAGCUGGCAUCUUUCAAGGAGGACUUCGGCCUCGCCCACGCGUCCGAGUCCGCAAAGUCUGCCUUCUCCGCCAACGUCGUCUCCCUCCUGCAGGCCGGGUGCAUCAUCGGCUCCCUCGCGGCCGGCCCGUUCAGCGACCGGUGGGGGAGACUCAUCACCCUGUUCGCCACAGCCGUCUUCUUCAACGUGGGGUCGGCCAUCCAGACCGGGGCGCGCGGAUCCGAGGCCCUGAUGCUGGUGGGGCGCGGGAUUGGCGGCAUCGGCGUCGGCGCCGCGAGCAUGAUCGUACCCCUUUAUGUGGCCGAGGCGUCCCCGCCGCAUAUUCGGGGGCGACUUAUUGGUAUCUACGAGAUCGGAGUGUCGAUGGGCACUUUGAUUGGGUUCUGGAUUAACUAUGGGCUUGCGAACAACUUGCCGUCGAACUCGACGCAGUGGACGAUUAGUUUCGCCGUCCAGUUGAUCCCGGGGGGGUUGCUGAUGAUUGGCAUCUUCUUCAUUCCGGAGUCGCCCAGAUGGCUCGCCAGAAAGAAGGGACGGGCAGCCUGUGUCGAAGUAUUGCAGCGGCUGCGAAACAUCCCGGCCGACCACCCGUACCUGCUGGAAGAAAUCCACAGCAUCUUCCAGCAGCUCGAGCAUGAAGAGGCAAUAGCCGAGGGAACCGGGUUUAAGCCCAUCCUGAAGGAGAUUGCAAAGUCGGGGAACAGAAAACGGCUCGGGAUCGGCUCGUUGAUGUUCGUUUUCAUGCAGAUGGCAGGGUCGAACGCCAUCAACUACUACUCGCCCGCCAUCUUCCGAAGUAUCGGUCUGACAGGAUCAAACACGGGUUUGUUUGCCACGGGAAUCUACGGCGCUGUCCGGUUUGUAGCGAUUCUGUUCUCCAUGAUUUUCGUCGUCGACCGUUUUGGUCGCACGAGGGCGCUCAUGGCGGGAAGCGCGGUCAUGGCAUUUGCAAUGUGGUUCAUCGGAGCCUACAUCAAGAUCGUUGCGCCUCCAUCCACCGGAACGGAAGACAUCACCGCCAGUGGCUAUGCCGCAGUGGUGAUGAUUUACGUCUACGCCGUCGGCUGGUGCUUCUCCUGGGCCGGCAUCCCGUGGAUCUACGCCGCCGAGAUCUUCCCGCUCCGCAUCCGGUCGCCCUGCAUCUCCAUCUGCGUGGCCAUCCACUGGGUUAUGAACUUCGUCAUCGCACGGAGCGCCCCCUACAUGAUCUCCGACAUUGGGUACGGCACCUACUUCCUGUUCGCCGCGUGCAUGACCCUCGCCAUCCCAUGGGUGUUUUUCUUCGUUCCCGAGACCAGAAAUAUCAGCUUGGAGGACAUGGAUGAGCUGUUUGGCAUGCCGCCUGUUGAUCACUUGUACUACGAUGGCAAGGAUGGUGCGGGAGAUGAAGAGAAGGCUGGGACAACGGAAGUCGAGACAUCGGCUCGCCCUACGACCUAGUGAGCUUGAUGCGGGUAGUUCAAAU